Molecule: messenger RNA, 426 nt
Organism: Colletotrichum higginsianum IMI 349063
Lineage: Eukaryota; Fungi; Ascomycota; Sordariomycetes; Glomerellales; Glomerellaceae
Exons: 1
Coding region: 1-426 (141 amino acids)
Source: RefSeq, a predicted model, not a curated record
AUGGCCUGGAAGUCGGAGGCCCUCACACGCGAGAGUACAAUGUACACCCGCGAGGAGAUCCUCGACAUCAUCGCCGAGUGCGACCGUCAAGACGCCGCGGCGAGGGGCACCCCGGUCAUUACGACCACCUCCAGCGACAAGCAGACGGACAAGCCACAGCCUCGGGUGCACAUCCGCGCGGCGCACUGGAAGGAGCACGACGGAGAGGAGUAUGAUUUCUUCUGCGAGAUGGACGAGUUCGAUGCCAGUGAUGCCGACGAGAGCUCACGUCAAUGGUCCUCGCUCGUCCCUAGGCUGCGCAGCCCCUUCUCCAAAGACAUGGCACGCCGAGUUGCGCUGGCAUUCGGAUUGAUGUGUAUCUGUGGGUGUCUGCCGGUGCUUCGAGCCCACGGCUUUCACAUCUACUCGGUCACCGAGGCGCCAUAG